This is a messenger RNA of Liolophura sinensis, 3330 nucleotides long. Its product is annotated as protein dispatched homolog 3-like. The transcript has 8 exons. Gene Ontology annotation, molecular function: transmembrane transporter activity. The record is from RefSeq and is a predicted model, not a curated record. Lineage: Eukaryota; Metazoa; Mollusca; Polyplacophora; Chitonida; Chitonidae. The coding region runs from base 127 to 3330 and encodes 1067 amino acids. Gene Ontology annotation, cellular component: membrane.
GUAAACACAAGGCAGGAUUAUAUUCUUGAGUCGACCCUGUCAGAAAAUAGGCCAUCUUUAAUGGCGACUUUUCUCAAGCAAGACACUGGUGAUUGUCUUUAGGAACAGCCCGGAAGAAAGCAGACGAUGAACAAUCGACGGUCCAUUUUGUCCACCAAGGUACCCGAAGUAAUAACUCAGCACCAGGAGUUCCGGAAUGGUGUGAGUCUUAACUCUGUGUCACCUGUACAGAAUGAAAGUAACCGAGAGGAGAACAGUGCUGCACAGAGCACUAGUCUUAAUGACAGAACCGGCCAAGCUGCUCAUGGAGAGACGCAGCGAAACUGUGAAACCCAGAAAGAACCAUUUCUUGUGGCAAAGCUUAUCGCAAAGAAACCCUACAUAACUUUUGGUGUUACCCUUGGGAUGCACAUUUCCAUGAUUGUUAUAAGUAUUAUCCUGUAUUUCUCCGGCUACGAUAUUUUGCCUAUCAAUUUUGAUUCAAUUCCGAUCAACUUACAAAGCAGCAGUGUCUAUCUCAAACAGGAGGCUUGGAAACACCGCGACAAGGACUCUAUUCUUUACGACAGAGUGGAUGGUGGGGCAAAUGUCACGGAACGGUCGGCAAAGUAUGACCGCUUAUCCAUUCAGUUCAUGUACGAAAAGACGAACGGGAACGUGUUUACGGCAGAUUGUUUGCGUGCUAUCCGGGAGUUUGAAGAUGAUUUGUACAAUGACCCGGUGUACAGGUCUGAGUUCUGUCACCUUAACAAACAUGACAAGUGUGAAAAACCCUUUUCUAUCAUCCGACUUUUUGACGGGACUUAUUCCCCAAUCUUUAACGACACAAACUUUGAGCACAUCCCCGAGGUGUUGUAUAUGGCGGAUCGCCACCCUCUCACCAGAAGGCAAUUUCAGUUUUUUCUGGGAAAAGACAGUAUUGUGAAUGGCUCAGCCAGCAGCACGAUAUCUUCCAUUACACGGUCCUUGUUCUUCUUCGGCUAUCCAUUGAAAGGCUUCCACACACUUCGAGACGAGUCCAGGGUUCAGUACAAUAAAGUAGGGGACCACAUCAUACAAACCUACGCUAAAAAAUGGGCGGAAUUGUCCAAAACAGGGCUGUCCGGUAUGAAAUUUAUGUACAUGAACCAAAUAAUAUACUGGCAUCUGAUCAAUUCCCAGGUGAAGUAUGACAUGUUAUUCAUCAUCUGUAGCUUCGCUUUCAUCUUCCUAUUCAUGUGGUUUCAGACUGGCUCUCUAUGGUUGUCAGUCUGGGGAAUGCUCAAUAUCCUCUUCAGCUUCGUCAGCGGUAACUUCAUCUACAAUGUGAUACUUGACUUUAAAUAUAUCGGUAUUUUGCAUGUUCUGUCCAUUUUUAUUCUGCUGGGUGUCGGCGCGGAUGAUGUGUUUAUAUUCUGUGACGCCUGGAAGUUAACCCAGGACAAUCAAGGUGACCUUGCGCAAAGACUGUCACGGUGCUAUGGACGUGCAGCGGGUACCAUGUUUGUCACGUCUGUUACAACAGCUGCCGCUUUCUUUAUCAACUCCGGCUCGCCAAUACUGGCCAUGUCCUCGUUUGGCACAUUUGCUGGCGUCACCGUUAUUGUGAAUUAUAUGUCCAUUAUUCUGUUUUACCCCAGUGUUGUUGUAGUCUGGCACCUAAAAUGGGAACACACAGGCUGCUGUUGUAAGAGCAGCCGCGAUAACCCGAAACGGGAUGUCAAGUCUUGCAAUUCCAGACUCCAAGACACCAUUAUCCGUUUCUUGUCCAAUAGUUACUUCAGGUUUCUCUCAAGUAGAGUGGUUCGUGUCGGAAUUAUUUGUAUCUUCACCGGCCUGGUGUCGACAUUGAUAUUCUUCACUACAACACUUGUCCCAGACGAUCAGCAGCCUCGGGUCAUGAAAAAGUCUCACAACAUUGAGCAGUUUCAAGACAAGAACCUCAACGCCUUCAGACCCAGUGGGGAAGACAAAGUGAUCAAGCUGUACAUUGUUUGGGGGAUUAAGCCUCAGGAUCAAAGCAUGUGUCAUCCGCGCAGGUUUAAUGAAUCCUGCACCGGAAGUACUGUCUGGGACAAUAGUUUUGAUAUGAACCCGCCACCAGCACAAGCUGCCAUUCUAGAAUUUUGCCGGACACUGCGUCAAGCCCCAAAGGAACUUACAUCGAAGUUGGGCAUACGGCGAGAUAUUGUGUCUGAUGUUCCUGAGGUGCGUUGUUUCAUUGAGAGGAUUGACAAAUUUCUCAGGAGAGAGACGUCCAACACCUCGGCCGAUCUAAGCCUUCCGACUACAGAGAUGAAAAUGAGAAAGUUUAUGCAGGCAAACAGUAAUCUGUACAAUAUGAGUGACGUGUCUGACAACUUUUAUCGCUUUUUUGAGACUGCGUAUUCCUAUUGGAUAUCAAACAAAUACAGUGGUCGACUAACGACAGAAGAUGAAAUUUAUCAGACCUACAUAGGAGAAUCCCUCGAUUCACGUGACUCAGCAGAUAUAAUUGGACGCAAAGGGGUCAAAUUUGGAACUCGACUACGUUAUGCAAUGGUUGCGACAAAUUUGACUUUCGGUAUCUCUGGGACUUUCUUUGAGGAUGGAUUAGGAUACUACAACAACUGGGAAGGUUUCUUGACAAACGAGACAAAGAGCAUGCCUCCAUCAGUACAGCAACCUUUUCACGCCACUAAUUUUGCGUGGCAGUGGUUCCACAUACAGAAGGCUCUGGUACAGCAAGGCAUCGUCAGCGUGGUCGCUGGUGUUGCCGUUGCCUGGGUGAUCCUCGUGCUCAGUUCUGGUAACGUCAUCGUUGGAACCAUGGCAACACUUACUAUAGCAUCCGUAACAGUUUGCGUGGUGGGUCUGAUACCGCUGGUGGGCUGGAAACUGGGGGUUUUAGAAGCCUUAAACAUGAGUCUGGUAGUAGGGUUGUCGGUGGACUAUGCUGUUCACUUAGGGGUUGCAUACACAUACGCACCUUUCACAGACAGGAAGCGAAGGGUUCGACAUGCGUUGGGAGAGAUAGGCCUUUCCGUCAUAUCCGGUGCUCUGACAACAUUGGGAUCUGGACUAUUUAUGAUGUUUGCCGAAAUAAUUUUCUUUAUGCAGUUUGGAAUAUUUAUAUUUGCAACAAUAGGUUUUUCCAUUGUGUUUUCGAUGACUAUUUUUCUGGUUGCCCUUUCUUUAAUUGGGCCACAGGGAAACAUGGGUGCAACUGCACCCAUUCUGCGUGCUGUAAAAUAUAAAUUCAUUGGCCGGAAACAGAAUGACGUUACAUGCGAACAGUGUCAAGGUCAAGGUUUUCAUUCAAAUGUUUUAAGGGAAAGUACUGUGAUCGAUAAGGAAACGACUGAUUUAUAA